Messenger RNA from Penicillium maclennaniae, 1245 nucleotides. RefSeq lists its product as uncharacterized. The record is from RefSeq and is a predicted model, not a curated record. Gene Ontology annotation, biological process: long-chain fatty-acyl-CoA metabolic process. The coding region runs from base 1 to 1245 and encodes 414 amino acids. Gene Ontology annotation, molecular function: alcohol-forming very long-chain fatty acyl-CoA reductase (NADP+) activity. Gene Ontology annotation, cellular component: peroxisome. The transcript has a single exon. Lineage: Eukaryota; Fungi; Ascomycota; Eurotiomycetes; Eurotiales; Aspergillaceae.
AUGACGUCGCUGCCAGUUCCCGUCCCAUCGCAGGUCGAUCCGGUCCUCCGUGAAGGCUAUUCAAAGAUCUUCGAGGCGCACACAGUCUUUCUAACCGGAAGCACUGGGUCUCUGGGAGGAUGUCUAUUGUAUAAACUGGCCCUUCAGUUGCCUGCACGCAGGAUCUAUGUUUUGAUUCGGGGUCCACCAGAGCAGGCAAUUGAGAAAUGGAAGAGGGCCAUGCCCAACCAGACGAAAGCCAUGCUGGAUUCGAAGAAAAUCGAAUUUGUGAUGGGGGAUAUGAAAGAUGUGGACUUUGGAAUCGAAGCCAGAGUCAUGGAGCAGCUACGCGACCAAAUCACGCUGGUGAUUCAUACGGCCGCCAAAAUCAGUCUGGAGUCCAGUCUGGUGGACGCAUUCGAGAACAACUGCCUCCCUGCACUGGAGUUGGCCCGGAUUGCAUCGCGCUUCCGACGUCUGAAGCUUCUCAUCCAGCUGUCAACUGCCUACUGCAACAGCUUCCUUCCCGACGGCCCGGUCUUGGAGCGGCCGUACACCGUCGCCAACGAAGAUCCAGAAGAUGAACUUGCAUCGAUCUUGACGCUGGACGACUCCCCCCACGCGCCCCGUUUCUCCUCGACGUAUGCCCAGGCCAAAUACAUCAUGGAAAAGCUCCUACUAAAGCGCUAUCCGCUUCUACCGAUUCUCCUUGUUCGCCCAACCAUCUUCGGUCAAGCAUUGCGACAUCCGUAUCCACUGUAUGGACUGGAGGAUUCAACACCGCUGAACAAAUUCUAUCAAUUUUACAUGGCAGACCAGGGCGCGACGCAGGUGUGGCACGCCGCAAGAGGCUACAAAACAGGCGCCAACAUCAUCGACGAGAUACCCGUCGACUUUGUGGCCAAUGCAUGUCUACUUCACGCCGCAGCACGCACCACGGGCAUUGUGCAGAUUGGCUCCGAGCUGUACGAGCCCUUUACUUUUGACGAGUACAUCGACAUCGCCAUGACCAAUGCCCCGCCGUCGAUCCGACGCGAGCUUCCGCAGAUAGUCUUCACGGAGGACCAAAGCGCACCACAAUGUUUCCUGGCUGAAUUGGUCCAGGUUGCGUCACGCAAUUGGUUGUUCGACUGUGGUCGUUCCUACUGGAUGAAACAGGUGGGAGGGCCAUUGAGUCUACGUGCAUGCAGAGAUCAGGUAGACAGUAUCAACAAGUUGCGAAUUCAAGGGAUCUACAGAAAGGGGAUGAAAAAGGCCAAAAUGUGA